This is a messenger RNA of Oncorhynchus kisutch (coho salmon), 3555 nucleotides long. RefSeq names its product cadherin 6 (gene cdh6). Gene Ontology annotation, biological process: cell-cell adhesion mediated by cadherin; adherens junction organization; calcium-dependent cell-cell adhesion. The transcript has 12 exons. NCBI's taxonomy places the organism in Eukaryota, Metazoa, Chordata, Actinopteri, Salmoniformes, Salmonidae. The record is from RefSeq and is a predicted model, not a curated record. Gene Ontology annotation, molecular function: calcium ion binding; beta-catenin binding; cadherin binding. Gene Ontology annotation, cellular component: plasma membrane; catenin complex; adherens junction. The coding region runs from base 255 to 2651 and encodes 798 amino acids.
GAUGCUCAUCAUGAACUAAAGAGAGAGAAAGAGAGAGCAAGAGAAGGCAGGCACCAGUCCGCGUUCAGUGAGUCAGUUGCAUGCAACGGAUUCACACAGGCGCGCAUUGAUUGAGCUUUCAGCUACGUCAAACAUUGGUUCCAACACAGCCAUCAAGGAAUAGGACAAUGAGGGUGAAGCCCAGCUCCCUUAUAGGAUGUAAAUAUCAGGGCAGAUAGAGGCUUGGCUUUUUGUGCAAACACCACAGUUCCACUAUGAGGACUUGCUUGCUGGUCAUGCUUUGGGCGUCCCUGUCCCUCUACGUGGAUAACAUGUCUAUUACCAGAAGGAUUGUGGUGGAGAUGGGAGAGAUGGAAGGAGAGAAGGAGGAGGACAGAGAUGGAGGAAAGGGAGAGAAGCUACUGAAGCGUUUCAAACGAGGAUGGAUGUGGAACCAGUUCUUUCUACAGGAGGAGUACACUGGGAGUGACAAGCAGUACAUUGGCAAGCUCCAAUCCGAUAUGGACAGGGGGGAUGGAACCCUGAAAUACAUUCUAAGUGGGGACGGGGCUGGAGACAUAUUUACCAUUGAUGAAAACAAUGGCGACCUCCAUGCCAAUAAGAGACUGGAUAGAGAGGAUAAGGCCUUCUAUACCCUCCGAGCCACCGUGGUCAACAAGAACACAGGCAUAAAACUGGAGCCGGAGACAGAGUUUAUUGUUAAACUCCAUGACAUCAACGACAACGAGCCAAUAUUCACUAAGGAGCUUUACACUGUCAGUGUACCAGAGAGGUCCAAUAUGGGUACUUCAGUCACCCAGGUAACAGCCACGGACGCAGAUGACAGCAUGUACGGGAACAGCGCUAAACUACGAUACAGCAUCAGCCAGGGGCACCCGUACUUCUCAGUGGAACCCGACACAGGCAUAAUCCGGACAGCCCUGGGGCCUGGAGAGAUGGACCGGGAGAAGCGGGAACACUACCAGGUAGUGAUUGAGGCCAAGGACAUGGCGGGCCAGAGGGGCGGCUUAACCGGGACGACCACGGUCAAUAUCACCUUGACAGACGUCAACGACAACCCCCCGCGCUUCUCCCAGAGCAUAUAUCAGUUCAGCGUUCCAGAAUCCAUGAAAGCUGGAACUCCUGUUGGCAGAAUCAAAGCAGUGGAUAAAGACCUUGGGAAGAAUGCAGAGAUGUUCUACAACGUUGUCGGCGGGGACGGCUUGGACAUGUUCGAUGUCAUCACAGACAAAGACUCACAGGAAGGCAUCAUUACUGUUGGAAAGCCAUUGGACUAUGAAAAGACCCGAUCCUACACACUGGAGAUCCAGGUACAGAACACUCAGACCUUGGACACUCGUUUCCUAGGGUACCUACCCACCAAGGACAUGGCCACAGUCAGGAUUGGUAUAGAGGAUGUGGAUGAGCCUCCUCUGUUUGAGAGAGCCAGCUACAUGAUGGAGGUGAAGGAGGAUGCAGCCGUGGGUACUGCAGUAGGGUCUGUCAGGGCCAUGGACCCGGAUGGAUACAACAGCCCAGUCAGGUACUCCAUUGAUCGUCGCACAGAUCUGGACCGGCUUUUUAACGUGCAUUCUGGGAAUGGGUCCGUAUUCAUCACAAGACCUCUCGACCGAGAAGAAGCUGCCUGGCACAACAUUUCUGUUAUCGCAACAGAGUUCAACAAACCUCUGCAGACCAGUCGGGGGCCUGUUUAUAUCCGUCUUCUAGAUGUCAACGACAACGCACCAACAUUUGCCUCUUUCUACGAGACGUUUGUUUGUGAAAAGACCAAGGCUGGACAGAAGAUCCAGACGGUGAGUGCGGUGGAUGCAGAUGACCCCGCAGGUGGACACAAGUUCUUCUUCAGUCUGGCUACUGAGGGAGCUUACAGAGGCAACUUCACAGUCAGAGACAAUGGAGAUAACACAGCUGGCGUCCUAACCCGGCGCUCCAGCUACAGCCGACUGCACAAGAGCGUCUACCUGGUUCCUGUGGUGAUCACAGACGGGGACUUCCCCAUGCAGAGCAGCACGGGGACGCUGACGGUGCGCGUGUGCACCUGCGACCGCGAGGGCAACAUGGAGCUGUGCAACGCCGAGGCCCAGACUAGCUCAGCUGGACUCAGCACCGGGGCCCUGGUGGCUAUCCUGCUUUGUGUUAUUAUCCUCCUCAUGAUCAUAGUUCUGUUUGCGGCACUGAAGAAGCAGAAGAAAAAGGAGCCUCUGAUCAUCUCUAAAGAGGACGUGCGAGACAACGUCGUCAGCUACAACGACGAGGGGGGCGGAGAGGAGGACACCCAAGCCUUCGACAUCGGGGCUCUGCGUAACCCCGAAGCCAUCGAGGAGAGCAAGCAGAGGCGGGACAUCAUCCCCUCGGACACGCUGUACCCCCCUCUCAGACAGACAGUCAUUCCAUCGCGGGACAACGCCGAUGUCCGGGACUUCAUAAACCAAAGGGUGCAGGAUAACGACAAUAACCCCACCGCCCCCCCUUAUGACUCUCUGGCCACAUAUGCCUACGAGGGAACCGGUUCAGUGGCUGAGUCUCUCAGCUCCCUAGGGUCAGCUUCCUCUGAAGGGGACCAGGACUACAACUACCUCAGUGACUGGGGGCCCCGCUUCAGGAAACUGGCUGACAUGUACGGGGCUGAGGACAGCGACUGUGACUCCUAACACACUACCUGACCUGUUUCUGGGGCCGGAGCUAGGAGGAUGAACUAUGAACUAUAACUGACUGUAAUCUCUCUUCUCAAAAAAUGAGGACAAAUGUUGCAGCCCGAGUUUUUUACAAAGUGCCCUUUUAUUUCUUCCAACGCAACUAUAGGCCAUAGCUCUUUCUGAUGGCCAGACCAGAUAGAGACUGUGCAGCUGUGUGGAAUCUUUUUUUUUUACUAUUUUAGUGCAAGGCCAACUUUUCCAGAGAAGGUGAACUUCAGUUAAUGAUCCUGAGUUCAAUGUCAAAAUAAACUAUACAUAUAUACAUUUAUUUUUAUUUUCUGGUUACAUCUGUAUCUAUAUGCUGCAUUGGAAGGGAUUACAUAUUUCUCUGAAUAAUUCUGUGUAUUCUUGAGAGAUAUCUCCUAUAGUUUCUCUGUACUGUUACUGAAGUGCAGUAUGUUGUACUUUGUAAAUUUGAGUGUUUUAGUGAAUUUGAACUUUGCUUUUCCAGGAACAAGGAACUGGAAUUGAACAUCUCUUUAGGUAAUUCUUCGUACCUUAUUUUAAAAUGGCCAAAUACUUUAAAUGGCAGGAAAGCCCAGGACCAAAAUAAAACAUUUCUUCAUGAAAGUUUAUGGAACUUGGGCAGCCACUCUGUACUUACUCCAUUCCCCUAUCAAGCCUUCUGAUGCACAGAAAGUUCACUAUUCCAAUUAGACGUUGUUUGUUUAUUUCGCCAAUCAUUUAUUAUGUGAUCCGUCCAUUUUUUGGAACUGUAUCCAAGAGUAACUCUCUGAAGACAUGCUUUGAUACAAGGACUUGAUGUGUGUAUCUCUGCACAUGAUGAUGAAUGAAGAAAUGGAUGGAGAUGAGGUUUGAUGCUCUAAGAUUUACAGCGAAUUUCAGCAACAUCUGACAA